CUCGAUAAAGACAAUUGUGCCUGGGCAUACAUUCCUCCUAAACCUGUUUAGCAUCUAUUUACGUCUUGACUGCAAUUGAUGAUUUGUGUGAUAACUACGUAUUAUUAUUAUAUAGCGCGCCUUUCCUCAGCACCAAACCGAGACUCGAAGCGCUAUAAUUUGCCUAAAGAAGCACAAAUCCUUUUUAGUGCUGGCAUCAAAUGCAUCUUCAUACACCAACAUAAAACCCUGUAGCACCCGGAGAAAACCAGCGGGUAUCAAUCCUGUAGGUGUUACUGUCAAAAAAAGUAUACCUCGCUGCCAAGAUUCGAACCCUGGACAGACGAUUCUCGCUGUCGUGGUGACAGACACUUGAGUUUCUAUACCACCAACCGCCCGGGUUCACCCUAAUUUGAUAAGAUUGAUUAGCCAGUCGAAUGAACUCUUCGUUAGUUGGUGUAUUUAGAAGAAAAAUGCUUCCUACUCGCGGCGACUUCACUCUAUCAGAGAGGGGAAAAACCGGAGUACAGGGAGAAAACUCCAGACGCCCAGCUCUGCGAACAGGUGUCACAUACAGAGUGUCCCGAGAUGAGAUCUGAACCCUGCAGGGGUGACAAACAAAUGUUUUAACCACAAUACUACCGGACGCCCCUAAAACCUCAUCAGCUCUCUCACAUACGAUAGAUAUACUAUAUGAGAGGAUAUUCCACCUUCUGCAAGCCUCAGCGAGCACAGUCACGUCCCUUGGCUUACAUGGGAAAGAACUCUGAAGGUAAUUCCAUCCACGUGGUAAAACAUAAACAUGGCAGCCGACGAAGCUCAUAGUCAUCGCCCUGGAGUUCUAAAGCAACAAAAUAAGAGUCACAAACAUGGAAAACAUAGAAGUAAAGGAGAACUAUCUCGUGAAUCUCAUGGUCGGGUCAACAUCAAAACUGUCACUAAGAAAGCUAAGCAAGUUCAACGAAAGAAUGAAAGGAGAAUUCAAGCAAAGCAACUCAGAAAGCUGAAAAGAGGGGAAGUUAUUGAGAUGAAACGAAGACGAGGAGGACAGUACACACCCCCUCAUUUUACAGUGAUUGUGAAGCUCUGUUCAUCGGUGAACACCGACACUGUGAUGGAGUUACUUCAAGAAGGUGCUGUUGAUGAGGAUCAAACGCCCACCGUUCUAAAAAAUGAACAAGGAGCUCUGCACAUCAGGAGGAAACUUUGUAACUUUUUUUUUUCUUCCUCUCCAGUGUUCCUCGCUUUAAAGCAGAGGAUGUCCUUCUUCAUUCCACAGUACGGCAAUCUGCAUGCACUGCUUGAUUCUGCAAAGAUAGCAGACUCUGUUCUAUUUGUAGUGUCUCCAGAAGCAGUAAUUGACAAUUAUGGUAACUCUUGUCUCAAGUGCCUCAUGGGACAGGGACUUUCCUCAUCAUUGUUUACAUGCCAUGGUCUUUCUCAGCUUCCUCAAAAGAAAGCAGCCGAAGCAAGAAAAGCUGCACAAAAAGUGUUGGAAAAAAGUUUUCCUUGUGAAAAACUGCGAACUCUAGACACCAGACAAGAUGCUUUGCUCAUCUUGAGGCAGCUGAUAGAUGCUAAAGUGAAGCCUGUCUAUUACCGUGAAAUGCGUCCAUACCUGUUUGCUGAAUCUAUAGCUUUUGAAGCUGAAACAGAUGAGAGUGUGGUGGGCACCUUAAAGGUAUCUGGCUAUCUGCGAGGUGAGAAACUUUCAGUCAACAGGCUGAUAUACAUCAGUGGCUGGGACAAUUACCAAAUAUCACAGAUUGACUCCAUCCCUGACCCAUAUCCACUUGUCAUCCAUAGUGAAAAACAAAAUGGUUCAUCCAUGAAUGUUGAUGAUGGCACUAAGGUGUUGGCACAUGCAGAACCUGACAAACAGGAAAGCUUGCAGAGUGAAGCAGAGCCUGAUGUUAUGCAGAAUGAGCAGACAUGGCCUACAGAAAGUGAAAUACUAGCAGCAGAAGCUUCUGCAUUGCAACGCAAGAAACUUCCAUCGGGUGUUUCAGAGUACCAACAGAUGUGGAUAAAUGAGAGUGAUGAGGAUGAUAGUGAUGAUGAUGAUGAUGAUAAUAGCGAUGAGGAUAUGGCACCAGUGGAUGUAGAGUCGGAUGAUGACAGCAAAGAAGAGGAAGAAGAUUCAGAAGCCCUUGAAACGAUGACUGUGACAGAAGGCGGAGAUGCAGAAAAAUAUGAUGCUGCAAUGGACCUUGAUGCAGAACAGAAAUUCCUGGAAAAGGUCAAAGAAGAACGUCAGCAUGUCAUGUUUCCAGAUGAAGUGGACACGCCUGUAGAUGUUCCAGCUAGAGUGCGCUUUGCAAGAUACCAAGGUUUACAGAGUUUUCGAACUUCGCCUUGGUGCCAGAAUGAGAACUUGCCUAUUGAGUAUGGGCGUAUUUUUAGAUUUGAUAAUAUAAAACUUUUGAAAAAGUCUGUCCGCAAGCAAGAAGUUUCUGAUGCAGUACAGCCUGGGCAGUACAUCACAAUCCACAUUUCCAAUGUUCCACGGACAUUUAUGGAGAGCCACUCUCCAAAUACUCCAGUAGUUCUUUUUGGGAUGCUGCCCCAUGAACAGAAGAUGACAGUGAUGCAUUUUGUGAUCAAGAGACCUCUUGAUUUUACUGAUCCUGUUCGUUCAAAGGAAGAGUUAGUCUUUCAAGUUGGAUACAGGCGCUUUUCUGCUUGUCCCAUUUUUUCACAGCAUGCAACAGGUGAUAAGCACAAGUUCGAGAGAUUCCUGCCCCAGAAUGAUGCAUGUGUGGCCAGCGUAUAUGCACCACUUACUUUUGCCCCUGCCCCUGUCCUAGUCUUUCAACAGGCCAAUGAUGGUCACCAUCAACUUGUGGCAUCCGGCUCUGUUUUAUCUGCCUCGCCUGAUCGAAUCAUUGUUAAGCGGAUAGUUCUAAGUGGUCAUCCCUUCAAGAUCAACAAGCGCUCAGCAGUUAUUCGCUUAAUGUUUUUCAACAGAGAGGAUAUUUUGUGGUUCAAGAAGAUUGAACUGAGGACAAAAUGGGGUCGUCGUGGUCAUAUUUUGGAGCCAUUAGGAACACAUGGGCACAUGAAAUGUGUCUUCAACGGUCAGCUGAAGUCCCAAGACACAGUUUUAAUGAACCUGUACAAACGGAUGUACUGCAAGUGGACUUACAAUCCUCGUGUACCUUGUCCAUCUGCACCCAGCAACAUGGAAGAGGAAGAAGAGGGACAAGCUUUCCAUAUGUUUGAUUAGAUCUGAUGUUGAAAAAUGUGGCAUUGUUAGUUCCAUGUACACUUUUGAAUAGAUUGGCCAACAUAAAUUCCAACGUGAAAGAAUACGAUCAUGUAAAAAUUAUAUGACCAUGGAAGAAGGCACCUUUUUCCCUCUGCAUUCAUGGGAGAGAAGUGGGGGGAAAAGCAUUUGUAAGUCCCUAGUGUCUUGGUUCAGCCAUUUAUAGCUUCAACAGCCAUCGCAUGUAUUUUGGCUUAAGCAUGAUGUGAUUUUGAGAUGUUUUAUGUGCAUAUUUAAUGAACUUCUGUACAGGUUACAAAGUUUUCUGAUAUUAAAAUUGUAUGAAAUGGGGUUUUUUGGCAUCGGAAUAUUCUUUUUUAAAUGGUAUCAGUAUUCAUUGUGACAUAUAGCUAAAAGUAACUGAGUUUCUAAUUGUUUGCAAAUCUUUGUGUAAUGUUUGCUUAUUUCUACAUCUUUUAUAACAUUCACUUCCACGCUGCAUUGGACUGGUUUCCUUGUGCUCUUAGUACUGUAUAUUUUUGUUAUUUCACUGUACAAUCCCUUGUAAUUCUGAUCAUUUUUUGUUUUUCGUUUACAGUUAAAAAAAAGUUGCCU
Pomacea canaliculata is the source of this 3799-nucleotide messenger RNA. Its product is annotated as pre-rRNA-processing protein TSR1 homolog. Gene Ontology annotation, molecular function: GTP binding; GTPase activity; U3 snoRNA binding. The transcript is spliced from 20 exons. Gene Ontology annotation, cellular component: preribosome, small subunit precursor; nucleus. The record is from RefSeq and is a predicted model, not a curated record. Gene Ontology annotation, biological process: maturation of SSU-rRNA from tricistronic rRNA transcript (SSU-rRNA, 5.8S rRNA, LSU-rRNA); endonucleolytic cleavage of tricistronic rRNA transcript (SSU-rRNA, 5.8S rRNA, LSU-rRNA); ribosome biogenesis. Bases 782 to 3205 code for a protein of 807 amino acids. NCBI's taxonomy places the organism in Eukaryota, Metazoa, Mollusca, Gastropoda, Architaenioglossa, Ampullariidae.